Messenger RNA from Ipomoea nil (Japanese morning glory), 1317 nucleotides. Its product is annotated as protein THYLAKOID FORMATION1, chloroplastic. The transcript is spliced from 5 exons. Gene Ontology annotation, cellular component: chloroplast thylakoid. Bases 151 to 1050 code for a protein of 299 amino acids. Lineage: Eukaryota; Viridiplantae; Streptophyta; Magnoliopsida; Solanales; Convolvulaceae. Gene Ontology annotation, biological process: protein import into chloroplast stroma; thylakoid membrane organization; protein import into chloroplast thylakoid membrane. The record is from RefSeq and is a predicted model, not a curated record.
UCAAAAUCCAAACCUCACCUUCGAUUUCGUUUUCGUUUUCCAGAAAGAAUUUUCUCAUUUUUCUCUUAUAGAUAUGGAAAUUUAACUACUUCCGCUUCUGAGGAAAUCCAUUUGUCACUUCAUAUCCUUUUCCCCCCGAAAGCUCCAGCAAUGGCCGCCGUUACUUCACUCUCCUUCUCGGCGAUCGGUCAAUCGCCGGACCGGAAGGCGUUCAAUGCUUCUUCCUCCUCAGCUCGCUGCUUGUCCUCCACUUCCGAUGCGUUUCGCUUCCGCACCAACUUCGCCUUCGAUUCUCUCAAUUUCCGCACUUCGAGUUCGGGUUCGGGCUCGCGCAUGGUAGUUCACUGCAUGUCCACAGAUGUGCCCACUGUGUCAGAGACAAAAACGAAUUUCUUGAGGGCUUACAAACGCCCGAUUCCUAGUGUGUAUAGUACUGUGCUACAAGAACUGAUAGUGCAGCAACAUUUGAUGAGGUACAAGAAAUCAUAUCAAUAUGAUCCUGUGUUUGCCCUUGGGUUUGUUACUGUAUAUGAUAGACUCAUGGAAGGUUAUCCAACUGAAGAGGAUAAGGAGGCCAUUUUCAGGGCAUAUAUUAAGGCACUAAAUGAGGAGCCUGAGCAAUAUAGAGCUGAUGCACAAAAGUUAGAAGAGUGGGCACGCGCUCAGGAUGGCAAUAGCCUAGUUGACUUUUCAUCCAGGGAAGGAGAAGUUGAAAGCAUACUAAAAGACAUCUCGGAAAGGGCUGGGAGCAAAGAUAGUUUUAGAUACAGUCGGUUCUUUGCAAUUGGACUCUUCCGCCUACUUGAGUUAUCAAAUGCAACUGAUCCAACCAUUCUAGAGAAGCUUUGUGCUGCCCUGAAUGUGAACAAACAAAGUGUAGACCGGGAUCUUGAUGUUUAUCGCAACUUACUCUCUAAGCUGGUUCAGGCUAAAGAGCUAUUAAAGGAAUAUGUGGCCAGGGAGAAGAAGAAAAGGGGAGAAAGGGAAUCUCAGAAGUCUAAUGAGGCUGUUACAAAAUGUUUGGGGCAAUACGAGAGUGUAGCUCGGUAAUUCAAAUAUAUUCCUUCUCCCCGCGUGGUCCUCGUUGACAUUUUCCUGCUGUAAACUGUUUAAUGUAUAAUAGAGUUUGGAUCUCCAGAAGCUCAGGCAACCUGCAAAUCUGUAAUGGAAUUUUAAUCACAAUCCUAGAUGUGAUUUUAGAGAUCUAUCCUUUAAUUAUUUUCCCAAAUAGAAAGUUGCUGUAUGUAAUUUCUUCUUCAAGCAAGUGCAACUAAGAAUUAAUUACAAGGAACAACUUCAUCUCGCAUAUUUAUCCUA